AUGGGAGACCAACGCUACGUCACCGAGAUACCAAGCAGUCUUAAACAGUUGGCCCGUUUCGUCGUACGGGGGUUCUACACGAUCGAGGAUGCGCUCGUGAUCGAUAUGCUGGUUCGGAAUCCCUGCAUGAAGGAAGACGACAUUUGUGAGUUGUUAAAAUUCGAACGGAAAAUGCUGCGUGCCCGAAUAGCCAUUCUGCGCAAUGAUAAAUUUCUUCAAGUUCGACUAAAAAUGGAAACCGGCCCCGAUGGAAAAGCGCAAAAGGUGAAUUAUUACUUCAUCAACUACAAAACGUUCGUGAACGUAGUAAAGUACAAGCUCGAUCACAUGCGCAAACGGAUGGAAACGGAGGAACGGGAUGCCACGAGCAGGGCGAGCUUUAAAUGCUCCAACUGCAAGAAGACGUUUACGGAUCUUGAGGCCGACCAGCUGUUUGAUUUCACGACGAGCGAGUUCCGCUGCACGUACUGUGGCAAUGCGGUGGAUGAAGACAGUUCCGCACUGCCAAAGAAAGAUUCAAGACUGCUACUGGCGAAGUUCAACGAGCAGCUGCAACCGCUGUACGAUCUGUUACGGCAGGUCGAGGGUAUUAAGCUUUCGCCAGAAAUCCUGGAACCCGAACCGGUAGACAUAGACACCAUACGAGGAAUCGCAAAACCAUCCACCAAAGUACCGACGGAGCAGUGGUCCGGAGAAGCCACUCGAUCCAGUGGGUUCGUCGUUGAGGAAACACGGGUAGACAUUACGAUCGGUGAUAGCGAUACGCUGGACACGACAACGCAACGCAAAGAUCGGCCUGUGUGGAUGACCGAAUCAACCGUCAUUUCGAACGACAUGGACGACAAUUCGGUUGAUGCGAUCCUGGAAAAAGCUGCCUUUACCUCCACCCAACCGCAAUCGACGGGCAGUAGCAGCACGGGCACGAACAGUACCACCACGAAUGUUAUGUCAACCCGCAGUCGGAAAGAUGCGGACGACAUUAUGUCGGUGCUGUUGCAGCACGAAAAACAGAGCGCCAACAACACAGCCAAUGAAGCAGUACGCGGUCUGGGGCAGCACAACGACGGUAACUCGAGUGAUACUAGCGACGAUGAUAGGGAUAUCGAAAAUGCAGACAUACCGGACGCCGAACAGCCGGAAUCGGUAUCCGAGGACGAUGACAUGCCUUCGGUGUUCGUAGCAGGAAAGCCAUAUCCGCUGGAUGAAAUUAAUGACAAGCUGAUAGCGGACAUGUCGCCGCAGGAAAAGGAAACCUACAUACAGGUGUACCAGGACCAUUUCAGUCACAUUUACGAUUAA
Messenger RNA from Anopheles marshallii, 1299 nucleotides. It is a transcript of the gene TfIIEalpha, whose product is annotated as general transcription factor IIE subunit 1. Gene Ontology annotation, cellular component: transcription factor TFIIE complex. Lineage: Eukaryota; Metazoa; Arthropoda; Insecta; Diptera; Culicidae. The record is from RefSeq and is a predicted model, not a curated record. The coding region runs from base 1 to 1299 and encodes 432 amino acids. The transcript has 2 exons. Gene Ontology annotation, biological process: transcription initiation at RNA polymerase II promoter; transcription open complex formation at RNA polymerase II promoter.